AUGAGAGUUUCAAAUAGACCAUUAACACCCUCAUCACUUCCCCCUGCUCGUGUUCCAACUACUCCACAAUCAUCACCACCAUCGCCGCCAUCGCCGCCAUUCUCUAAUAAUACUAGUAGUAAUUCUGAUGGAUUACCGGCAUCAAUUGAUCUUAGGCCAGGAUUAUUAGCAGUUAUUCGUAAUGUUGGAAGUGUUCCAGGUACAAAUUUAAAAAAAGUUAGUAGACCUACUCGACAGUCAUCAAUUGUGGAAAAACCUAUUAGUCCAACAGGUAGUGCAUCAAAUACUUCUAGGUCAGGAUUAUUGGAAGCUAUUCGUAAUACUGGAGGUGUUUCAGGCGCAAAACUAAAAAAAGUUGGUGAACCUACUCGACAGUCAUCAUUUGUGGAAGAACCUACUAGUCCAACGAGUGGUGGUAAUGACCUUGCAAGAGCAUUAGCAAGUGCCAUUAAAAAUCGUUCAACUGCUUUAAGGAAUGAUUCUGACGAAGAGGAAGAUGACGAUGAUGAAUGGGACGAUGAUUAA
Molecule: messenger RNA, 525 nt
Organism: Entrophospora sp. SA101
Lineage: Eukaryota; Fungi; Glomeromycota; Glomeromycetes; Entrophosporales; Entrophosporaceae
Source: the annotation of a GenBank genome assembly